AUGGACGCGACACACUCCAACUCCCGUGAUGCAACUGGGCAUGCACUGAUCCAAGCGCAUCGGGGUCGGACUGUCGCCCCUCCAGGCUCCAGCAGCUCAUCACCGCUGUGCUGCAGAUCCGCUCGAACAGAAAUGGCAGCAGCCUUGUCCCGCGCCCUCAAACUACCCGGGAAAAAGGGCUCGGAGCUGGGGGAGUACGACCCACUCACACAAGCGGACAGCGAGGACGAGAGCGAAGAGGACGAUCUCGUCCUUAACUAUCCCCGAAACGGUUUGGGCCGGGACACCUUCCACGGCGGCGUCACCACAAAGCUGCGGGGAGGUAGAGCCGGACGACUCGUGGCUGCCGGUGACGAGGCACAGGAUGAUGAGGACGAAUGGAGAGAGCGGCUCCCCAGCAAAUCCCAGCAGGACCGAGAUGACAUGAAAGGCGGGCAGUACUGGAGCCCAUUGAGGGAGGACAGGGACCAGCUGGGUGGAUCUAGACUGAGGGUUCACGGGACUGAUGAAGAAGAGAAGAGGAUGAGGAGGAAGAAUGCUGUGCGGACAUCCCUUUUCCUGGUGCCUCUAGUCUGUGCCAUGCUUCUUGUGCUGCUUUGUGCGUUCCUGAUUCCCUGUCAGAAGGGAGCACUGGCAAAGAGGCCACAAUGGGAGAUAGCACUGGGGGAUGCAGGAGGUGUGAUUCCACCUGCACUUGCAUUAUGGGAUGUCGAUGGCGAUUCAGUGGAUGAUGUGCUACUCAGUGUGACUGAGUGGACCAAUGACACACAUCCCACACAAGGGAACGAAAUUUACAGCGCUGUGGUUCUCUCUGGUGCUACUGGGCAGCUACUAUGGAGGAAAGCGAUGUGGGAGUCUGUCAUGUACAUCCAGUGUGGCCUCCAGCUCAGCACUAAGCCAUUACCUGUGUGUCUCCUCAUUGGGAAGUCUAUCAUCAUGGCUGUCAAUGGCACCACUGGGAAGAACUUGUGGUCCGUGCUGCUGAGGAACAUUGAAUCGCAGGCAGUGUUACUCCCGGAUCUUCAGGGAGACUCAGUCCCAGAUCUGCUCAUAGCCACCCUGCCUGCCAAUGAGGCUCUGGAUCUCUCCUUGACUUUAAUUUCUGGCCUGACUGGAGCGACACUCGGACAGUCGGUGUCGUUCAACCUCACUGGACAAGGGAAUCUGAUUGGUCCUCUUCUGCAUGUGACACAACAGGGGGCACCCUACAUCCUGUUUGGCCUAGGGAAUGUCGUGGCCAUCUCACUGCGGGAUCUUUACAUCUGUGCUACAAGCAAGUUACCAAUGACUCCGACACUAAGAAGGAAGGAUCCUUUGUGGGAGGGACUGAAGAAAACAAAUUCCUCCUCCUUUAUACACAUUUUCAGAGGGUCUGAGCGUGUGACGUUCUUGCUGCCCCUAGUGGCCGGUUUUGGCACCUGCCACAACAACCUGGACACAGUCUCUAACAUGAAUUCCAGCAAGAGUGACUGGUUGUUAGUGUACGGCUCCAGCAAAAUAUCUGUGCUCAGACACAGGGAUGUACGCAAACAGUGGACAUUUAACUCUGCCCCUAUACACAGCCAACCAACUCCAGGACACUUUAAUGAUGACGGAAUCCUCGAUCUUUUCUUUCAGCACUCUGCAAACGGCAUUAUGAAGGCGCAGGUGAUUGAUGGGGCAAAUGGCCGUCCUCUCUGGACGGCACAGUUUGUGUGCCCCCGUCUUGUUUUGGAAACAGCAGCGGUCUCCACUUCGACUGGCUUAUCAGCUUUUGUCUUCUGGGCCAGCGAGCCAAUCACUGGACAGAAGAAUAUCACCAAGGCAACUGUGGCUCUGGGUGUUGCGGCAGCAGAGCCAUUCAUCAGGAAGCUCUUCCUGUUGCACCCUGCUUAUCCAACAAUCCUGCUGGAGCUGGCCAGUACCACAGAUACUGCAGUCGCCGCUGCAGUGAGUUACGAGGAGCGCCAGAAAGAUGCGUCCUACAUCACCGUGUCCUCGCGGCCGACACCCGACUCGAAGCCCGCCGCUCACAUAGUGAAGAACAUGAGGCUCCGCGCAGCCAUCGCAAAAGGACAAAUGGUCACAUUAGGCGAGCGUAACAAAACUGGGACAACUCUUAAACCUGACAUGUUUGAGCUCGACAAGUUCUACAGACACUUGUUCUUCAAACAUCAGGUGAGGGAGUCAAAAUCCUUUCAGUAAAGAUUUUAUUUGACCUUGUUUAUGGUGAGCAUGCAUUGUUACCACAAUCAAUGUAAUACUGGGUUUGGAUCCAAUUUUGUUCAACUUCACGAAUUUUUUUGUUUUUGUUUUGUUUUUUUAUCAUGCUGUGCCACAAAAAUAGGUACAACUGGAUAGCACUGCUCGAAGGAGGGCUUCAUUUGAAGCCGUUUACAUCUCAUUAGUUUAAUUAGUAUUUCAUUUCUGUUACUUAAAUGUGAAAUGUUUUGCUUUUUAGUCGUGGUGUUAUUUAUGAGGUUUACUCAAAUACUUUUAUUUAUUUAAAUGUCAUUUUAAGGAUGUUUCUAAGAUUUUAUUGAAUGUUUCAUGAUUGUUUGGACUUGAUCACAGCACUUUGUUUUAAUGAAAGGAAGUGUAUGUUUUACUUCAUGCUUAUAACUCUUCCAUGGCCAGUGUUAUGUUCUCAGAUAAAGAAUCACUAGAGUCCCUUGAAACGAUCACAUGAUAAUUUACAGUUGCUAUGGAUGUAAAUAGUGAUUGCUGUACAGUAUUUAUUGAGGUGAUGUCCGUUAUAUUUUGUAUUAUUAAACGCUGUGGUUUUUCUUACUUGGCUGCUCACGAGUACGAUAUUUUAUUGUAAGCUGCAACUUCCUGUACUACAAAUAUGACAAUAAAUUCUUUCUGCAACAUG
This is a messenger RNA of Phycodurus eques (leafy seadragon), 2854 nucleotides long. RefSeq names its product family with sequence similarity 234 member B (gene fam234b). The record is from RefSeq and is a predicted model, not a curated record. NCBI's taxonomy places the organism in Eukaryota, Metazoa, Chordata, Actinopteri, Syngnathiformes, Syngnathidae.